CAGAGAAAAGGAAAAGGGUAUCAACAACAAAAAUGGUAGCAGUUGGUAUUGACUUGGGCACAACGUAUUCCUGUGUUGGUGUCUUCCAACAUGGCAAAGUGGAAAUCAUUGCCAACGAUCAGGGCAAUCGCACAACACCCAGUUAUGUUGCCUUUACAGACACCGAACGUCUGAUUGGUGAUGCCGCCAAGAACCAGGUGGCCAUGAACCCGAAGAACACAGUCUUCGAUGCUAAACGUUUGAUUGGUCGCAAAUAUGAUGAUCCCAAGAUAAUGGAAGACAUCAAACACUGGCCCUUCAAAGUGGUGAGCGAUUGUGGUAAACCCAAAAUCUGUGUCGAAUUUAAGGGUGAACAGAAGCGUUUUGCUCCCGAGGAAAUCAGUUCCAUGGUCUUGACUAAAAUGAAGGAAACGGCUGAGGCCUAUUUGGGACAAAGUGUUAGCGAUGCGGUAAUCACGGUGCCAGCCUAUUUCAAUGAUUCCCAGCGGCAGGCCACCAAGGAUGCUGGACGCAUUGCCGGGUUGAAUGUCUUGAGGAUUAUCAAUGAACCCACAGCUGCCGCUUUGGCCUAUGGUCUCGAUAAGAACCUGAAAGGAGAACGUAAUGUUUUGAUUUUCGAUUUGGGUGGUGGUACCUUUGAUGUCUCCAUCUUGACCAUUGAUGAAGGUUCCCUCUUUGAGGUUCGGGCCACGGCCGGUGAUACCCAUUUGGGUGGUGAAGAUUUCGAUAAUCGUCUGGUCAACCAUUUGGCUGAGGAAUUCAAACGGAAAUACAAAAAAGAUCUUCGUUCCAAUCCCAGAGCAUUGCGCCGCCUGAGGACAGCUGCUGAGCGUGCCAAACGCACCUUGUCUUCAAGUUCGGAGGCCACAAUUGAAAUUGAUGCCCUGUUUGAUGGCAUUGAUUAUUACACCAAAGUCAGUCGUGCUCGAUUUGAGGAAUUGUGUGCCGAUCUCUUCCGCCAGACAUUGCAACCGGUUGAGAAGGCUCUCAAUGAUGCAAAGAUGGAUAAGAAUGAUAUUCACGACAUUGUUCUGGUUGGUGGUUCGACACGUAUACCCAAGGUCCAAAAUCUGUUGCAGCAAUUCUUCUGUGGCAAGAAUUUGAAUUUGUCCAUUAAUCCCGAUGAGGCGGUGGCCUAUGGUGCAGCCAUUCAAGCAGCCAUUUUGAGUGGUGAUAAGAGCAGCGCCAUUCAAGAUGUCCUACUGGUGGAUGUGGCUCCACUCUCCUUGGGCAUUGAAACUGCAGGAGGUGUAAUGGCCAAGAUAAUUGAGCGCAAUUCACGCAUUCCAUGCAAACAGACUCAAACCUUCUCCACCUAUUCGGAUAAUCAAACAGGUGUCACCAUCCAAGUGUUCGAAGGUGAACGUGUUAUGACCAAGGAUAACAAUCGCUUGGGUACUUUCGAUCUAUCCGGUAUACCCCCAGCACCACGUGGAGUACCCCAAAUUGAGGUUACAUUCGAUUUGGAUGCCAAUGGUAUUUUGAAUGUCUCCGCCAAGGAAAUGAGUUCCGGCAAUGCCAAAAAUAUCACCAUCAAAAAUGACAAGGGCCGCCUAUCGCAAGCCGAAAUCGAUCGCAUGGUCAGCGAUGCAGAGAAAUAUGCCGAAGAAGAUGAAAAGCAAAGGAAUAGAAUUGCAGCUCGUAAUAAUUUGGAGAGUUAUGUGUUUGGGGUAAAACAGGCAUUAGACCAGGCCAGUGGUGAUAAGAUUUCGGCUCAAGAAAAAGCAGAGACUUUACGGGCUUGCGACGAUACCAUUAAAUGGUUAGAUGCCAAUCAUAUGGCCGAACGUGACGAGUACGAAGAUAAAAUGAAGGAGAUUAACAAGAUUUGUACACCGAUUAUGACGAAGUUACAUGAUGCCGGCGGACCGAGUGCAUCGUGUGGCCAACAAGCGGGAGGAUUUGGUGGUGGACGUGCUGCCGGACCAACUGUGGAUGAGGUGGAUUAA
Messenger RNA from Musca vetustissima, 1949 nucleotides. RefSeq names its product heat shock protein 70-like. The record is from RefSeq and is a predicted model, not a curated record. The transcript has a single exon. Gene Ontology annotation, cellular component: cytoplasm. Gene Ontology annotation, biological process: protein refolding; cellular response to unfolded protein. Gene Ontology annotation, molecular function: ATP-dependent protein folding chaperone; ATP binding; ATP hydrolysis activity. Lineage: Eukaryota; Metazoa; Arthropoda; Insecta; Diptera; Muscidae. The coding region runs from base 33 to 1949 and encodes 638 amino acids.